Molecule: messenger RNA, 2915 nt
Organism: Cloeon dipterum
Lineage: Eukaryota; Metazoa; Arthropoda; Insecta; Ephemeroptera; Baetidae
Product: zinc finger and SCAN domain-containing protein 12-like
Exons: 11
Coding region: 155-2713 (852 amino acids)
Biological process (GO): regulation of transcription by RNA polymerase II
Cellular component (GO): nucleus
Molecular function (GO): transcription coregulator activity
Source: RefSeq, a predicted model, not a curated record
ACCGCACAGUACCGAUGGAAGCCCUCGAGAAAGAUUAUUUAUUUUGUUUUGUUUGGAACAAACACCGUUCUUCCGCCGAAACCGGGGCCGACAGGCGCGGAAUUUAAUGCGUGCGUGAAAGUGGACGCGUUGCGCUGUAAAUUCGAUCCGAAGCAUGUCCUGGAAAGAGGUGUUGAAGCCGUCGAUAGGCGAAUUCGAGCGGCAGGUCUCGCUCAACAGACUGUCCGUGUGCUCGGACGGACAGGACAGCAACGAGGGCUUCAGCGAGGAGAAGCUGUGCAUCGGCAUGGAGAUGCUGCCAGAGACGUCCGGCUCGACGUACGAGUUCGUCUGCGUGGACGAGUGGCUCAAGGGACGCACCGAGUCCAUGUCGAGCAUGGACAUGGACGUGUCAAUGACGGAUGCGGCCAGCAAGGAGAACGCCAAUCUGUCCGAGCUGGACCAGUUCCUCACGCCCAAAGGGGCCGUCGACCUGUGCAUAGCCAACGAGUCGCAGGCCCUCAGCGAAGACGCCUCCAGCUUGUUGCUGUCCGACGAUCUCCUCUGCAAGCCGGAUAAACCCAAUAAAACUCCACUAGAUAAUCAGCUGUUUCUGGCGGAGGACGAGUCGAGGCUGAAGGAUGAGGACAGUUUGGUUGGGCGACGGGCAAGCUGGACUGAACAGUUGGAGAAAGACAAAUCAAACUGGGACUUGAUGUCCAACACGAGUCACAAGAGUCACGAGUUGGUUAAAGAGGUCGACUUCCCUGAAUUCAAUUUGGUUCCUCCGUUCGAUCCGAUUUGCUCGAUCGAGAUGCCAGACGGCAAGGAGCUGAUUGAAGACCAGCUUUUGGACAAAGUUGUCGAUUUGAUUCCAAAGGAUGAUGAGCAAAACCGAGAUCCUGUGAUGACCAGUGUACAGGAAGAAGAGACUGUGCUUGUCGACUCGGUUUUGGACGCUAACGAUGAAUUAAAAAAUGAAGAGGACCUGGCCAUCAUAGCAAUUUCGGCUAACGCAGACAACACCGCCCAAAUCAUCAUCAGCACCGGUCCGACGGUGUUUCAGGUCAAAGAAGACGGAGCUCAGAAAGAAUCGCUGAACGUGCAGGUUAUUGGAGAUCAAAGAACUGAUGAGCAAGUGAUUUCGCUCAGAAAUGGGACUGAUGAGGAUGAAGAAAAUGAUUUGACAAUUGCCAAGUCUGACGAGGAGGAGGAGGAAACAAAUGAAGAAGACGAACAGCCCUUGAUUGAAGCUUUGGCUGCAAUCGGCAUCAAGGUCGACUCCCUCAUGUACGUGAAGACGGACAGCCAGCAUCGCAUGUGGCUGUGCCCAGUUAAAGACUGCCGAAAAACCUACGCAAAGCAGAGCGCCCUAAAGGUCCACAUACUUAGUCAUUAUGGCCUCAGACCCUUCAAGUGCGACUACGAAGGCUGUUUUUGGUCGUUUUACACGCAUUUCAGACUUAAAAGACACAAAAACACUCAUUUAAAGAAGAAAGAUUUUGUGUGUACCUACGAGGGUUGCGAUAGAAAGUUCACAACCAUCUACAAUUUGCACACGCACCAGAAGCUGCACGAGCGGCCUGCCGAAAACGUGUGCACAGUGGAAGGAUGCAACGCGAGCUUCCAGACAAAGCGCAAGCUGGAGCUGCACCUGAAGCAACACGAUUCAAGCCACGCCCCGUACAAGUGUCACUACUGCAAGAGAGGCUACUACUCGAUCAACUCGCUCAACAUGCAUAUCAGGGGCCAUGAGCACAAAGAGGAGGAGGUCAUUUGCCAAUGGGACGGCUGUGGCAAAAGGUUUGACAAACCUUGCCGACUGAGAGCCCACAUGCGAUCUCACACUGGAGACAGACCCUACAAAUGCAUCUAUGAGGGUUGCAAAUGGUCAUUCUCAACUGCAAGUAAACUGAGGAGACAUUCGCAAAAGCACACGGACGAGAGGAAUUUCAAAUGCAACGUUGACGGAUGCUCGAAAGCGUUUCUCAGACCUGAGCAUCUGCGCGAGCAUAUUUUGACGCACGAUGGAACCAAGAAUUGGAAAUGCCCUGUUCCAGGCUGUGAAGCUAGAUUUACUGCCAAGAGUAGUUUGUACGUUCAUGUUAAGAAACACAAUUCUCCCUCAAACAAGGACACAUUUGAGUGUCCGUUCGAGAAUUGCAAUCAAAAGUACCUGCGGAAGGCAAGUUUGCGACACCACGUGGUGAAAAAUCACCAGGUUCCGACCACUGAUGCUGAUUCUUCAACAGAAAAUUCAGUAGGAUCGAGCAACUUCUUGGCUUUUGUUCCUUUGGAUGGGCAGGAGAUUUUGAUUGGUCAAACCUACUCCGUGACUGAAGCAAUGGACAACAAUGUGGUUCUCUCUACAAUAAACCCUGCGGAUAUAAUGCUGACAAGCGAUCAUGAACUGCCAACUUUAGUUCCUGGAGACGAUUCUCACACUAAUCUGAACAGCCUCAAUGUCACCAGUAAUCUCUCAAAUCUAUCUGCUGAAGAAUCUGAGGACGACAGCCACAUAGGGUGUGCGCGAACUAACCUGCCGCUGCCGCUGGUUCCACGCAAAGCGAAUCGAACCUCUGCCAAUGUGCUGCCAGCGCCGGCGUUGCUGCCUGACGACAUUUUUAACGACCCUCUGCUGGCCAAUCCACAAGGUAUCGAGUUCCAGAUAAUGCUGGACACGAGGCAGCGAGACUUCCCUGAGUCGACCAUCAAUCUGCGCGACUUAGAGUGAGUGACGCUGAUCCGUGAUCUGGUCUGCAAUAUUGUUCAACUCCGUUUGUGGCAUUUUGUGAUUUUAUUACAGCAUUUAUGAUCAAAAGCUUCUACUUAUGAUCCCCAUUUUUUUAUCGUUCAAUUGCAAAUGACGUGCGUUUUAAUGUUUUCGUUGCAAAAUGUGAUAUUAAUGAGCCAACAAAUAAGAAUGAAGCAUGGAA